This is a messenger RNA of Penaeus vannamei (Pacific white shrimp), 1908 nucleotides long. NCBI's taxonomy places the organism in Eukaryota, Metazoa, Arthropoda, Malacostraca, Decapoda, Penaeidae. The record is from RefSeq and is a predicted model, not a curated record.
AGCAGCGACUCGCCCCCAACUCUUCCUCUCCUCUGUCACGAUGAGGGACCUGUGCUGGGCGGCGCUGGUGGUGGUGGCGGUGGUGGGCGGGGCCAGGGGGUACGACCAGCCCUCCUGCGAUGGCCGCCAGACGAUCGUCCACCUGUUCGAGUGGAAGUGGGCGGAUAUCGCUGCCGAGUGCGAGAGUUCCUGGGCCCGGGCCCGGGUUCUGCGGCGUCCAGGUAUCGCCCCCCAUGGAACACAUCGUCUCAGCGGGCGACGGCUACCCCUGGUGGCAGAGGUACCAACCCGUCUCGUACAAACUGGAGUCGAGAUCCGGCAACGAGGAACAGUUCACGGACAUGGUACAACGGUGCAACGCGGUGGGCGUCAGGAUCAUCGUGGACGCCGUCGUGAAUCACAUGACGGGACUCGGGCGUGUCGGGCCGGGGUCGGGCGGCACCGACUUCAACGCCGACAACCUCGACUUCCCCGGCGUGCCUUUCUCCAGCAUGGACUUCACGCCCAAGGAUCAAAGAUCGCCUGGGGGAUCAACUCCUUCGAUCAGCUGGGCGGUGUGUACGACCCGGGCUGGGGAAUGGCGCCCUCGGAGAAGGCGGUCGUGUUCGUCGACAACCACGACAACCAGCGCGGUCAUGGAGGCGCCGGGAGACAUCCUCACGCACAAAGCAGCAUCCUCACGCACAAGCAGCCUAAGGAAUAUACCAUGGGUGUCUGCUUCUCCCUCGCCCAUGACUAUGGUUUCAUGCGCAUCAUGAGCAGCUAUUACUUCGACAACAGCGACCAGGGUCCGCCAGGCAGCAGCUACGGAGGCACGGAUGACGUCCCCAUCAACGGCGAUGGAACCUGCGGCGGCGGAUGGGUCUGCGAGCACCGGUGGAACGCCAUUACGCAGAUGGUCAAGUUCAGGAACGCUGUGGCAGGCACGCAGAUCGCCAACUGGUUCCAGGAGGGCGACAACGUGGCCUUCUCCCGCGGCGAUAAGGGCUUCUUCGCCAUGUCCAAGUACGGCUCUUUCGACCGUACGCUCCAGACGGGCAUGCCCGCCGGUACCUACUGCGAGCUGAUCAGCGGCUGCGCCAAUCAGGUGACGGUGAACGGCGACGGAACUGCGCAGAUCUCCAUCCACAAUUCUGAUGAACCGAUCUUCGCCAUUUGUGUCGGAUGCGACGGAAAUGGCCCCACCGUCGACCCCAAUCAGCCCACGACGACCCCGGGCCCCACCCAGCCGCCCAUCACGUCGGGCGCGCACAGGACCGUCGUCUUCGUCCACAAGCAGACCAACCCCGGCCAGGACCUCUUCAUAAGGGGCGGCAUCGACUCGGCCCAUCGCCCAGGCUGCACCGAGAACGCGGACGCCGACGCCUGCGCCAUCGACAUCGCCGUCAGCAGCCUCGGCGCCGACGCCCACUACGCCAAGUACGACGCGUGGCGAGUCGGCGACACGAAGCUGGACUGGUACGGCGGGCAGGGCGGCCAGGGCAGCUACAUGGGGCAGGCGGCCUCCGGUUCGCCGCUUGCCUGGACCACCAGCCAGGUCGGGGGCGCUGGACACCAGGAUCUGAAUACCUUUGGCGAACACUACUGGAUGAUUGACAUGGAAAUGGAUUGCGGUCAGACUGAAGGCGGGUGGUUUGAGCUCAAGGCCUUCCUGACCAACGCCGGGUCGGGCUGGGAAGCGGACAUCAACCAGGUGAGCUCUUGCAAGGGAAGCGCGGGAGGCUCCAAGCCCUACGCGUCGAACAACCACAUGGGAAAGUGCGGCUUCCUCAAUGUCUUCGAGUUCUCGGGUUCCUCGUGCCAGAUCGACGUUCUGCCCUGAGUCCGCUCUGAGCUCUUGGGGCGAUGGCGAUGAAGGUGACGACGGCGGCGACGAUGAUGAAAAGACAGUGAUGAUAAGGAUGACGA